Messenger RNA from Auanema sp. JU1783, 516 nucleotides. The record is from the annotation of a GenBank genome assembly. Lineage: Eukaryota; Metazoa; Nematoda; Chromadorea; Rhabditida; Rhabditidae.
AUGUAUUUUCUUAUUUUAUUUCUUAUUUUCAAUGGAAUUUUAGCACAAGAAGCAGCACCUGAAUUUGAUAACCCAGAGAACUGUGGAACCGAAAGCACUAAGUGGAAAUCAUGCAUUGAGAGAAAAGUUGCAGAUCAGGUAUUCUCUUCUUGCUGUGAAAGGUUUGUACCUCCUGAAUGCCGAGGUCUUUGUUCUUAUGAAACAAACCCUAUUGAGUCGAGAGUUGUGUUGAUGCAUGCUAUUCAACCUUCUCGUUGUCGAUUAUACAAAUACUUGCCAUCGAUUGUUCAUUGUGCUGCUCAAACUCAUGAUAACACUGAAUGCUGCAAAUCAAAUGGUAUUGCUGAUAUUGGUAGUCAAUGUCUCGAUAUGUGCAAACCACAGGAAAGCCCUCGUCGUUUCUGGGGAGUAAAGAGUUUGAGGAAAGAUUUGGUUGUAUGCCUCGCUAAAUGGGAUCAAAUUAUGCUUUGUAAUCUCUCUGGAUUGCGGGCAAGAAAAGUUCCAAGAAAUAACUGA